Messenger RNA from Cetraspora pellucida, 495 nucleotides. The record is from the annotation of a GenBank genome assembly. NCBI's taxonomy places the organism in Eukaryota, Fungi, Glomeromycota, Glomeromycetes, Diversisporales, Gigasporaceae.
AUGGGGCGAAAAUUUUACGGAGGAGGCCCCUGGAAUACUACACUAUUUAAGACAACUAUUUUACAAUUGUUCAUAUUUGACGCUGUAAACGUGGUAGAUGCCAUAUUGAUAAAUGUUGACCAGCUGGACCAUUCAGAGUUUCCACUAUUUCUUUCCCAGCUAAUUUUAGGCGUUUCAACAAUCACCUCUUCAUUUUUGUAUGCCUUCCUACCGGUUCUUACCGUUCACAUAAGUAGAGCAGCAAUUCAAAAAUGUCACAUAAAUGCGCAAUCCGCUGCAGUUGGUACAUGUGAUGAGUUAAAUUACUCUCCUAUUGGUAAUUCUUUGGAUUACAUUUUGCGCACUGGAAUCUCUUUGGCUAUUGGUUUGCCGCCUCCUGCUAAAGUUAUAAACAUCAUGAAAAUGAAAAUUAUUGGGCGUAUGUCAACUCACGUUGCUCCACGUGAUCCAAAACGAGAUUUUGUAAAUGAACAAGAAUUUAAUCAAAUUUGUUGA